GGGGGGGCGGGCUCGCGCUCGCGCUCGCGCUCGCGGGGACGAAGGCGGUCAAAUGGCGACCGUUAGUGAGCUGAAGGGCGUUCUGAAAGAGACCUUGGAAAAGAGAGGUGUACUAGGCCAGUUGAAAGCCCGAAUUCGAGCAGAGGUUUUUAGUGCUCUUGAUGAUCAGAGUGAGCCACGGCCACCACUCUCCCAUGAAAAUCUUCUUAUUAACGAACUUAUCCGCGAAUAUCUUGAGUUUAAUAAAUACAAGUACACUGCAUCAGUGCUGACAGCAGAAGCUGGCCAACCUGAGAUACCCUUAGACAGACAGUUCCUAGUGAAUGAACUGAAUGUAAUUGAAGAUUCAAGCACAAAAACUGUGCCUCUACUAUAUGGAAUCCUAGCACACUUUGUAAAUGAGAGCAAAGAGGAUGGAGUUAAAGCUUUGAUUAGAGGUGCAUCUAUGCCUAAUCUAAAGAAAACGACCUUAAAGCAACCAAAUGAGAAACGUAGCUCAGAUGACUUGCCUGAACCUGGAAGAUUAGCUGGAAGAGGCUUUGAAGACCACUUUGUUCUUCGAGGUGGACAUUGAUUACAGUUGACUUUCCUUUACUUGUAUGUUACGCAACACCUCGCAGUUUGAUUAGCUGUAAAGGUAAAUUUAUCCUGAUAGUGUCCUACAAAGUCAUUUGGUGCUCUGGUGCCCUGUUCAAUUCUUUUUUUUUUGUUUUUUUCUUAAAUUGGCAUUAUAUGUAGCUUCAUUUAGAAGAUCUGACCGUUGGCGAACUACUGAUGAUGAGAACGGCAUCAGAUCGCUAUGGAACAGCACUAGCAUUUGUACUGCAAGCAGAUGCAUUAAAUGAUAUUUGAUUCAGAGUUUUUAAUGUAAUGAUAUGCCUGUUAUCUGAGGUUGUAUUGUUAUUUUUGCCACCUGUAUUAUCAAUUAUUUUCCUCCUGUUUAUUUUCCUCUAAUAAAAACUGUGCAUACAAUUUGGUUACAACAGUAACAGGUGACAUUGACCAAUUUUCCUUGUAAAUUUAUAUGUUAAAUGUUGGUGUCCAGGGCCAGCAGUCUUAUUUUUCUCCAAUGUUUAGUUCUUCAUUUCUUUUUAAAUUAGUUUAUUACUGUUCAGCCUAUUUCAAGCUGGCCAACCUUUGGGGCUAUCAGGAGUGAGCCCAAACACAUAUAACUAGGUCAGUUGAACAUGUUGGGCAUGCAUUGAUGCCACUAACUCCACAACUGCAGAAUGACUAUUAUCUGAAAAUAUUUUGUCUAUUGUUACAUUUUUAUAUCCAUAUUUGUUGUACAAUAUUUUGUACAUAAAUGUAAUUUUUGUCAAUGCUGUUUCAAUAUUGCUUUAUUUUAACUCCCUUUUUAAAAAUUUUUCUACACUAUUCAGUAGCUGGGCAGAUCUGGGUAUUAACAGGUCUGAAGACUACAUUUAACUACAUUAAAGGUUAUACAAAUGCAAAUUGUAGUGGAAGAUGUCUAUUAAGGACGAAAGGUUGUUGUAAUUUCUCCCUCCUAAUGGUUGCCUUGUAUAACAAUUAGUGAUUAAAGUUCACUUUAAUGGUCCCUGGGACAAGAGCACCAUUUAUUUUGUGAUGUGGUACAGAUAUACUGCACUUGAUUAGUCAACUGAACUUUAGCCAUAUAAAGCUCAGUAUGUUUAAUAUAUAUCCAAAUUCCUGUUGAGGUCGUUCACCGCCCAAGUCCAAAAGCACUAAAGCAGAAUACAGUACAUUGGUCAGUUUUUGUUAACUUGGAUAUCUGGUCCCAAAUUGGGUGAAGUUGUGCAGUUUUGACUUUGCUGCUAAGAUGUUCAGUUUGACAGGGUAUGUGUUCCACCUUCCUCUGGUUAAGAUUUCGUCUCUUUCAUCCUCAAAGACACUGCAAUGAUAAAAAGCACUCCAAGCUUCGUGCUAUGUUCCAGAAGCAUUUCAUCUAUGUGAGAAGUAACUGUUCGAAGACAUUUAUAGAACUCUCACUUUCGAAAUGACUAUUCAACCUAUUUAAUUUCAUUAAAACGGCAAAAGUU
This is a messenger RNA of Carcharodon carcharias (great white shark), 2021 nucleotides long. RefSeq names its product centrosomal protein 20 (gene cep20). The coding region runs from base 53 to 574 and encodes 173 amino acids. Gene Ontology annotation, cellular component: ciliary basal body; centrosome; motile cilium. The transcript is spliced from 5 exons. Gene Ontology annotation, biological process: microtubule anchoring; cilium assembly. The record is from RefSeq and is a predicted model, not a curated record. Gene Ontology annotation, molecular function: protein binding. NCBI's taxonomy places the organism in Eukaryota, Metazoa, Chordata, Chondrichthyes, Lamniformes, Lamnidae.